CUGCUUGGGGGCUCUGUGGCUGCUGAGCUGAACGUCACGGUGCAACACGACGCCACGUACGCGAUGGAUCUGACGCGGGGACCGGUAUGCUCGGGUGUGGGCGAUCUACCGACUGGGGCUGCGUGUCCGCUCCAGGGCGACGUCGCCAUCGCCGACUGCCACGACCGGUUAGCGACGUUUAACGGCACCGACUGCGUGGCUCGUGCGAACGCCGUGUGUGUCAUCGAUGCUGAAUCCAAGUGGGGCUGCGUCUUCCCAGUUGAUGGC
Phytophthora sojae is the source of this 267-nucleotide messenger RNA. RefSeq lists its product as hypothetical. The record is from RefSeq and is a predicted model, not a curated record. The annotation marks the transcript as partial. The transcript has a single exon. NCBI's taxonomy places the organism in Eukaryota, Oomycota, Peronosporomycetes, Peronosporales, Peronosporaceae.